UUCGUAUUGAAUUGUAAACAAACUUAAAAACCCAGUAGUGCCUGUUACACUUUUAAACACAAAGGAGUCCUUGUUUAUUUCCGCUGCAGUGUUAACUGAUGCUAAUGUAAAUAAGGUGACAAGAGGAAAUUCACAUUCAAGCUGUUCCCAAGCAACAGAAAAAACAAUCUACUGUCGGAGAAGGACUACACAACUACUAUUCUACGUUCUGUUGCUAAACUAUUUCUCAGAUUUCUGAUUUGACACUGGACACGAACUCCCAAAAAAAGGACGCCAUAAAUUGAAUGUCUUUGUGGAAGAAUAAUUUGUUUAUCUGAAAUGAUGCUCUAAGUUUGUGGUGUAAGCAUAACUUUAAAUAAAUGCAUGCUCAUGGCUUGAUGAAAUCCAAAAUGAAUUAUGUCAGAGUUUAUUCCUGCAGAGACCAAUGUGAGGCAAUCCUUUAUCAACAUACACCAUAUGAAAGUCAACAUGAGCUUGAGUUUUGCAUUUUAGUUAAUAUUAACCAAUUGGUGUCUGCACAGUGUUCAGUAUUGAAAGAGGAGAGCAGUGAGUCAUACUGGGGUUUUAUAUGACACGCUGUUUCCGUCUGAUAACACUUUAUAUCAGCUCAUCUUUGAACUCACAAGUUUUAAACUCUUUUGAUGAAAGGCCCAGCAAGACAAUCAGCACGGAGCUUUAGUUUUUGUUUAUUUCAGCCUUAACAUUGUGAAAACUUCUACUUGUAGGGCGAUGGAGUUGAUUGUAUGGAGCGAGAUCCUUCUCUCAGUUUACAUCAUUACCUUCCUCAUAGGCCUGCCGGCCAACCUCCUGGCUCUCUACGCCUUCAGCGUCAAGAUCCACUCCAGGCCACUUCCGACAGACAUCCUGCUACUCAAUCUGACUGUCUCUGACCUGCUCUUUCUGAUGACCCUGCCUCUCAAGAUGCACGAGGCAGCGUCAGGCAUGAAAUGGCAAUUGCCCACCUCACUGUGCUCCAUCAACUCCUUCACGUUCUUCUCAACAAUCUACACCAGCUCCCUGCUGCUGAUGGCGGUCAGCGUGGUUCGCUACAUCGGGGUCGCCUUCCCUGUGGCCUAUCAGCGGCUGCUCAAACCUGUGUACGCGAUAGUCACUAGUGCUGUUAUUUGGCUAAUUUCAGCUGCACACUGCAGUAUCGUUUUCAUCACCCAGCACCACCCAUCCCUCGCCAACAAAACCUCCAGUGUCUGCUACGAGAGCUUUAAUGAGAAGCAGUUGGAAAUCCUCCUCCCUGUGCGUUUGGAGUUUUUCAUUGUGCUCUGCUUUGCACCUCUUCUAAUUUGUGUUUUCUGCUACUUGCGCUGCAUUAUGAUCCUGUACAGCCGCCCCAGGAUAUCCCGGAUGCAGAGGCAGAAAGCCAUUGGUAUGGCCACGGGGACUCUAGCUGUGUUUCUCAUUUGUGUGCUGCCAUACAACUUCUCUCAUGUACUGGGUUACUUCCAGGGUGAGAGCCCAAAAUGGAGGUACUACACAUUGCUGCUUAGCACCUUAAACACCUGUAUUGAUCCCAUCAUCUUCUACUUUUCCUCCUCCUCAUUCCACUGCACAAGUAAAAAGUCAAUUUUCAGGAGGCGUGCACUCAAUGUUUCAGGAUUAGAAAGACAGCCCACAAGCACUAGCUAAAUGUAAAUUACAAGUUCAUACAAUAUGGA
Messenger RNA from Anoplopoma fimbria (sablefish), 1670 nucleotides. Its product is annotated as free fatty acid receptor 3-like. The record is from RefSeq and is a predicted model, not a curated record. Gene Ontology annotation, cellular component: plasma membrane. Gene Ontology annotation, molecular function: G protein-coupled receptor activity. The coding region runs from base 730 to 1641 and encodes 303 amino acids. NCBI's taxonomy places the organism in Eukaryota, Metazoa, Chordata, Actinopteri, Perciformes, Anoplopomatidae. The transcript has 2 exons. Gene Ontology annotation, biological process: cellular response to fatty acid; G protein-coupled receptor signaling pathway.